UGACAAUUUGCUUUCGAAUCACGUUCUAUAGCCACGACGGAGAUGUCAAAUUGUAUCUGAUCUUGAUCUUCACAAAAGUACACAACGUACGGUAUCAAUAACGGAGUGUCAAAUUGAAAUUUGCCGAGACGUCAAAUCCUGUAAAAACACCGGUUUUGUAAAAAUAAUCACCUCUUUAGAAUAAUUUGAAAUUUCAAGUGGAGUUCGGAAUGAAUGAACCACCAUCUGAGCGUGCGUAAAUGGUUCCCGCGCAUUGCACGAUCCUAGUAAAUUUCAUGGCUCCAUGACAGAGCCGCCAUGAUGGCUUUCUGCUCAACACGCUCGACAUGGAAAGUUUCAAAGUUGUUUUUUAGUAUUUGUGACUGAGUGCGUGUAAAUAAAAACAAUGGGAACGUACUAAAGAAAACGGAGAUUCGUUUAGUGUCCGACUCGGACGGUCCGGGUGGCAAGGAGAUAGUUUAUAGGAGAUUUUAUGUUGGCCUUGUCGUGUGUUUUGUGCUGUCAACAAAUAUGUCCAAGCUUUCAUUUAGGGCGAGGGCCCUGGAUGCUAGCAAACCCAUGCCUAUCUACAUGGCUGAGGAACUCCCGGAUCUUCCUGAUUAUUCAGCAAUUAAUCGGGCAGUUCCUCAGAUGCCAUCGGGAAUGCAAAAAGAGGAAGAAUGUGAGCACCAUCUACAAAGAGCCAUUGUGGCAGGGCUCAUCAUUCCAACUCCAGAAGUAUCAGAGAUGCCAAACAAGGAGUUUUAUGAAAAGAAUUACCCUGCAAAUUACAAGCAACCCCGGCAACUCAUACACAUGCAACCGUUCACGAUGGAACAAGACAUCAUCGACUACGACAUGGACUCUGAGGACGAACGAUGGCUGCACCAGCAGAGCAACAAGUUGGAUUUGACCGAGGAGAAGUUCGAGGAAAUGAUGGAUAGGUUGGAGAAGAGCAGCGGCCAGACGGCGGUCACGCUCAACGAGGCUAAGGCAUUGCUCAAGGAGGAUGACGAUCUCAUCAUUGCUAUAUUCGAUUACUGGCUAAACAAAAGGUUGAAGAUGCAACAUCCCUUGAUAUUGACGGUAAAAACGGAACAGCGGGCCGGUGCGGCUGCAAACAACCCUUAUUUGGCGUUCAGGCGGCGCACGGAGAAGAUGCAGACCCGUAAAAAUAGGAAGAACGAUGAGGCCUCCUACGAGAAGAUGCUGAAGUUAAGGCGCGACCUUUGUAGGGCUGUCACGCUCCUGGAGCUUGUUAAACGGAGGGAGAAGAUCAAGCGCGAGUACGUCCAUCUCACCAUCGAGGUAUUCGAGAAGCGGUAUCAUGCGAAAGACUUCAGCGGCGCUAUCCUGGCCGAGGCAUCGGCAGUCAAGACGUCCUCACGGCCUGCAUUUACUCCUAUCUUCCAUAACCACUAUACGAAUCAAAGCUGGUCGAAUAAGGCGAUCCUGAAAGACGAGAUAAUCCCACGUCGAGAGAAACGACAGUAUAAGAAGCGCAAGCACAAGUCCCUGACGACAGGUGGGCGGUCUGGUACGUUGGACGCGCUGAGCGGCGGAUUGUCUUCAGACGAGGAUACGGCUAGUCAGACCCAACUAUCGCCUGUCGAUUCUGUGGAGGAGAGCAGCCAGCAAUCGCUGACAGAGGACGAGGGACGGUACGCGUUCAGGCGGAACAAGCUCUGUCAGUACCAUAUGCCUCUGCCAUAUGAAGGCAACUGGCCAUGGUGCAGCAAAGAGGAGCACGGCCUGGCGGAUCGUCGUUAUCGGUUCGCGCUGACAUCGAUAUCGCAUCCGGCGCGCAGAUGCAUCGGCCUCGCUAGGCGGCGCCUCGGCAGGGGCGGAAGGGUCAUCAUGGACAGGGUGGCCACCGACUACGACGAUCUGUGGCGAACGCUUGACUUCACCAUCAUUGAACCGGAUCGGGAUCAGCACCAGGUGAAGCAAGAGGAGAGCAUCAGGGACGAUGUGCCGUCGGCGUCGACGUGCGGCGUUAGUGUUAAUAGUAAUAAUAAUAGUUCGUAUAUAAGUGAGACUAGGACGAGCAAUAACGCUACGGCGAGUAGUAGUGGUGUAUUUAAUAGUGUGGUUGGUGAUGUGUGCGUGAAACAGGAACCGGUAUCGGUGCCUGACGAACCGACGACAGCGCCCGAACUGGUGGACGAAACGACGCAGCACCAAGAGGAUAUGGUCGAAGUGCUUCGGUCGAUACGAAGGGACUGGUUGCACUUCCGACCGAAAACGCCACCAGCCGAUUGGGAACCUCCGUGCGACAUGCUCAUGAUGGAAGACUCAUUCUUUUCGCCGUUGAGCGGCACCCCGUUCUCGAUGGAGGUGCAGCCGUUGGAGGGCACGGGCGAGUCGUACGUGACGGAGCCGUUCUCGUUCGCCAACUGUUUGUCCUCGGAGUCCUCGAUGGACACCAUGGAACCACCACCCGCCCAAGAAGUGCCCGUCACGGAUACACGGCAACAGCUGGAGGAAUCGGGGGGACGGGGGGAUGAAGAAUGGUGGUGCAGUGACGUCGCCGGCAACGACCGAGGGAAUGACGACGACGAAGACGACUCCGGUGACGUCGUCGGAUGUUCCAGAUUCACGGUAACCGGAGGACGGCGCAACAGUAGUACCUUGACUAGUCCUAAGCGUAGCGGUAGCGGUAGUAUAAGUACUAUCAAGACAGAAGACGAAGGAGGCGGUGGAGGGGCCGGAAGUAGUGGUGAAGGGGGCGGCAGCGGAGCUGGAAGCAGUACCAGCGGGGGCGGAGAAAAGUCCAACAGUACCAGGCCGCAGGACGGCACCGGAAGCACUCACGGAUCCAACGGUUUGCUGACACAAUUUGGUUUAGACGUACCGUCGAAUAGGACGAAAAACAAUAAACUUUACGCUUACUCAGGCGCGGUGGGAUACCCAAACGCUUCUCCCGGCACGUUGAGUUUUCACACCUCUGCGCAUACUCUUACGCUUAAUAGUCAUAGUGCCAAUAUAUUCGAUAUAGCGAACGACUCCACGGAGCCGGGUAGCAAGUUGGACACAGAUGCUCCAGUUAGUAAUACUGUCUCAGCGAACAACAAGGCCAAAACAAUCGUCCGGAAAAAUAAUUUCGUUAUGGAGGUAACGUGAUGGUCUGUUGAUGCCCCCCACGUGAAUCGGGGUGAUGCUGUCGAGUUUCAUCUGCAGGGUCGAUGUUGGGUGUUUGAUAAUGAUGAUGGUGGCCGCGAUUGCGCCAUUGCGACGGCGCUGUCAACCGAUAGAGAAUGGUAUAUUCUGUGCUGCUACCGCUACUCUCCUUAAGUUACAGUUUAUAUCUUGUAGUAACUAUCAUGUAUCACAAACAAAACACAAGCUAAUUAAGAGAAAAAAACUAAAAAUGUAAAAAAUAGUUGUUGAUAUAUGUAUUAAGAAACGCUCCAAGCUGGUUUGCGGUUUUCUCUGUUUUGCGUUUUGUCGACUGAAUAGUAAAAUGCAGGAUGAUUAAUUAUUUUAUUAUAUUAUUAUUUUGGAAGUAAAUUCUAUUGCGAAUAAAAUGCGAGGUUUGGCAAAAAAAUGUCUAAUGGAAAAAGUUUUCAAAUGGCACAUGGUCUUUUCAUUUACCAGGAUGAAUAUUUCUACAAUUAUUGUUUUUGAAAUGUAUAGGAAGAUGUGACUGCUUCUGUUCUAUGAUUGUACAUACAGGUGAGACCUAAGCAUAUUGUAAAUUAAAUACCAUCAAUGAUCCUUGAGCCCAUUUCCAAUACCAUACAAAUAAUAAUAAUUUUGUCGUAUUUUGUUAGUUGCCUUUCAGUGAAAAAUAAGUGAUUGUUCCUUAUACUCUGUUUAAAAACCGUGCAAUUUUUAAAAAACUCGUUUUGGUGUAUUGACUCAUUUGUCUUUGCAAAAAUAUUUUUGGAUUUAGGAUUCUGACUUUGUUGCUUUUGCAAUACGCCAAGAGUGCAGACUGUGAAAACCAAUAGUUCGCCAAUUUCGGCCUGAAAAGAAGGCUGAAAUAGCGUUAAAACUAAUAAAAAUACGCUUCAACCUCUUGUAGAGCAACGAAUUAACUUUAAGUUAAAUACUUGUCGACCUUAAAACAUACCUGUAUAAUUUUUAACUUAGUUUAACAUACCGGCAGAUCAAAUUUGAUUAAAGAUUUUUUUGAAUAAAUUAAAUUUUUUUGUCAGGCUAAUUUGUUUUUCGUUUUCUUUGGAUCACUCCUAACGAAGAAGGUUUCUAUUAAGUUUUCUCUAAAGCUCAUAAUUUUUAAGUUAUUGCCAUGGGGUGUCUCGAUAAGAACGCCGGAUUUGAUUUUCAAUAAAAACACAAUUUCUUUUCGAAUUAAGCGAGUAUAAUGUUUCAACAUGAAGAGGAAUAGUUGCGAUUAAACAUGAAAUAGGACAUCCGGUAAGUGGCCACCACAAAACCCCUGUCACAGGGUCAGUCUUUUCUUAAAAUUCCGGAUAACGUUUUCGCACAACGCAUUGAUAAAACGCCUAUCUCUUCUUUGAGGCGUUCAACUGUUUAAGGCUUGUUCCAUUACACCUUUUCCUUCACAUAGCCCCAAAAAUGGGUAUAUUCAGUGCUUGAAGACUUGUUUAAAAAUUAUAAAUUUUGAUGUGACCAAGUAUCUAAAUUUUAGAUAAAACCUUGCUCUACAAGAUCAGUACAUGUAUAUAAGGUAACAAAAACCUUGCAACAGAAACACGUAGCUAAAACAAAAAAAAAAACAAAAAAUACCCAAAGUUCAAAGUUACAAAAAAUAAUUGUAAAAUAAUGUAAAUAUUUCGAUAGGUUCGACAUUGUCUCACGUGUAUAUUUGUAAAUUCCUCUUUAUUACCUAAAAAAUAAAGAUUCAAAAUCCUAUUGGGGAAUUAAAAAAUUCUGAUGAUUUUGCUGAUGCAUUCUAUAUCUUGCGAAAGACAUCUAUCCAUAAUUAUGUAGUCGUAGUUUUAAGGACAUGCAUAUCUUCAUAUUGUUAUUCUGUCAAAUAUAGAAGAAAAUGACCCCAGUAAAAGUUUUCUAGUUAAGGUAUUGCAACUUUUAGGUUUUUUCAAAAAAUCACUACUUUUUGCUCCUUUUUGCCUGGUAUGGCUAUUAAGAACUUCUAACUUAUGAGUAAGAUCAUUAAAUAGACUGAUUUUUAAGAUCAUUUGUCGAUUCAGUCUGGUACAUUUUCUCACAGUAAUUUGUCAAACUUUAGUAAAGGUUCUCAUAUUGAAACAAAAUGUAUUAAUUACACUGGUCAACAAAAUUUUAACUUUGUCGUGCCACACGGACUUUUUUGAUAUUUUUUACUUUAAUUGGUGAUUGUAAGAAAAAAUAAACGGUUAAAAAAAAUUUGCUAGACAAGGAUUUUAUUCUAUUGGGUAAUUUAAAAUAUUAAGAAAAAACACAGAUCUCGUAAAUCAAAAGUUAUUUUUUUUUAUAAAUGACUUAAUAAUAUAAGAUUUUCUUGAAUAUUUAGCUUUUGGUUGGUCCCUUUUAAUUGUCCAGCAGUAAUCUGCUAACAUAUUUGGGCUCCAUUUGCCCUGGUACCGCUUUUCCAUAUUAGAAAUGUCCUGAUGGAACCUCUCACCGUGCUCGUCGCUGACAGCCCCUAAAUUGUCAGGAAAAAAAUCCAGGUGCGAGUCUAAAAAAUGGAUCUUAAGUGACAUGUUGCGACCCAAUGUUUGAUAUGACAAUAAUAGCUCGCUAACCAACUCUCUGUAGCUGUCACUCUUGUGGUUACCCAAAAAAUUUGAAGCAACAUUUUUAAAAGCCUUCCAUGCAGAUGUUUCUAAAUCGCUUAAUUUUUCUUCAAAUCUUGAAUAUUUUAUUAACUCCCUAAUUUGAGGGCCAACAAAAAUACCCUCUUUUAUCUUUGCAUCACUUAUUUUAGGGAAUUUUUCUUUUAGAUACAAAAAUCCACUCCCAUUGCGAUCCAUUGCCUUCACAAAAUUUUUUAUUAAUCCUAAUUUGAUAUGCAAUGGUGGUAGAAGCACAUUAUUUGGCUGUACAAGGGGUAAAUACUUUACGUUUUUUUGCCCAGGAACUAACGAUGCACGCGUAGGCCAUGUUUUUUUAUAUAGUUAUUAGUUCUGUCUCGGCCAUCCCAUUCACAUAAAAAGCAGCAAAACUUUGUAUAACCCGGCUGAAGUCCAAGUAAUAGUGCAACAACUUUAAGAUCACCGCAGAUUUUGAAGGAAUAUGUACUGUAAUUUAUUUUUUCAAGUAAAAGUUUCAUAAUUUCAUAGGUUUCUUUCAUAUUUGCAGCAUGGGCCAGAGGUACAGACGGAAGCUUAUUUCCAUUAUGCAAUAACACUGCUUUUAGACUUGCUUUCGAAGAAUCAAUGAAUAAACGCCACUGAGAGAGAUCAAAAUCUAUGUCCAACAUUUUCAUAAUCUCAUUUAUGUUAUUGCAAAACACCAAAUCUCCAUCCUGAGAAAAAUACGUUCUGAAGUGUUGAUCACGGUUUCGAAAAUAGCUAACUUUUGUAUUAUGAUGUAGCAAAUUCCAUUCUUUUAGACGUGAUCCUAAUAGUUCUGACUGCUUUUUUGACAAAUUUAAAUCCCGAACCAAAUCAUUUAGGUCUCCUUGAGUUAUCAAAUGUGGCUCGUUUACAAUUCCUUUUAACUCAAAGUCAUCGUCCUCGUCAACACAUUCACCUGAAGUGGACGGUUGUGAAUUGUUCUCAACAGACGUAGUUGCAAUUGGUAUUAGUUCUGGCAAUUUUUUACAAUGAGAGACUGGUCUUAUAGCCGAAGAUAAGUUAGGGUAAAUAACUGUGUUUUUUUUUCUUGUAAUUUAUACCUUUUAUGUCUGUGAGACAAAAAUAGCAAUCUGAAACGUGAUCUCGCUAUUCAGUCCAUAUCAUGGGUACAGCAAACGGCAUAGGUCGUGCACCUUUCUUCCAGUCAGUUAAAUUUUUCACACACGUUAUGCAACAGACAUGAGGGACCCAGGAUUUGUCUUGAUGGGCGACAGAAAAACCAAAACAUUGGUGAUAACACUCCAACACAAGAUUCGUAAAAUUUCGUCGUUGUUUUUUGAAUGUUAGUUCUCCGCAGACAUAACAAAAAGAGUUAGGAUCAUUAUUACACUUCCUCGACAUAUUCACAGGGCUAAUAAAUCACAAAAAGUGUUCAAAUUCAACAACAAAUAUUUUUAUAAGGAUUUACUUGUAAGCGUUGUUAAUUUACUGCCGUAGUACUAGUUAUGAGUAUUACCGUAUCACAACAAAUAUGAGGCUAAUAGACAUAUGACAGCUGUCAUGUAAUAAUGAGGGUAGACUGAUAAAACAAAAUUAGCUGUCAAAGUUCGUGUGGCAAAACCAGUGUUGACCAGUGUUAUUUUAGCAUAGCGUGCUAGUUUUCACUGAAAUGAAUCCUCUAUUAAUGGAGGAAAAAACUCAUAAGUUAGAAGUUCUGAAUAGCAUAGCAGACAAAAAACCUAAAUGUGGAAAUAUCUUGAAAACUAGAAAACUUUUACUAAGGUCAUGUUGAUUUUAUAUGAUUGAUCUGAAGCCAAAGCGACACCCUGUAUAAAUAUUAUUCCUAUAUGAAAAAAUUUUUUUUGAGAUACUACUCGCAAGUGUUUACAAAAUAAACUAAUAAAUUGAAAUUGGCAGCUCAGCGAAUCUCAUAUGAAAUUUCAUUAGAUUUUCUUUUUGUUGUAUUUCAUUUGUAGUAACAUAAAAAUGUUGAAAAUGCUUUAGAAUGCAUAGCUGGAGUCUAAAGGAUAUAAGAUUUUUAAAAAGUCAAAAUCCUACAAAACUUAAGACUUGAUUCAUAUAAAAACUGUACAAUGGCGCCUAUUCAUUUCCAUGUGUACAUUUUUUUAACACAUUGUAUAUACAUAUAUAUUCUAUGUGGGAACACGGUAUUAUUUUUAAACAAGUACCAGUUUUUAUCAAGUUUUUACUGUGAUUGCGAUAAAAACAUAUUUUUGAACCAGUUUCUUUUGCAAGUUAACUUUUGUGACGUAUUUUGUUGUUUUUCUAGAAUAAAGUCACGGAUGCUGUAGGCACUAAUAAAAAUUCGACAAAUAGUGCAUGAAUUUCUGUGUCAACCCUCGUAUUUCUUCGACAAACUUGAAAUAACUUCGUAAUUCAUUUUGGAAGACUCGUUGUUGUAAAGUGCAAUAGUAAUCUAUACCAUAGUAUAGAGGAAAAAGUAAAAGUCAGUUCAACUCAUUACUUUAAGGGUUUAAUCAUCCUAUGUGUUGUUUUAUAGUAGCAGUUGAACACGCUGUUUUUGACACUGUGAUCAUAUACACUUGAUUUUAAUAGGAAUAAAAAUGUUUUACAAUUACCUGUCUUUUAUUUACGUUGCAAAACUUGAGAAAACUUCGAACCGCCUCUUUCACUUUCUGAUAUCGAUGUGUUCAAUAUAAGUGAUGAUUUUAUUUUCAUCGUGCAGUCACAUACUUCUGUGAGGUGAUUUCCCAUUUGCGAAAUGGAUAUAGAGAGUGGCUGACAGCGUGAAAUUCGGUCACUGUAGCAAUAUAUAUACCUUAGACGCUAUCAGAAGUAUAGAGCAAAUUAUAUAAAUCAACGUCUAUGUUUUACUGACCAAAUGGAACCAUAGUUGUAGAAUUGAAGUAUUGUGUCAUUUUGUGAGAAAGCCGCGGAUAUGGCCGAAACGUCAGUAAAUAUUUCAAUCCUACAUCACA
Acanthoscelides obtectus is the source of this 8605-nucleotide messenger RNA. The record is from the annotation of a GenBank genome assembly. Lineage: Eukaryota; Metazoa; Arthropoda; Insecta; Coleoptera; Chrysomelidae.